This is a messenger RNA of Mollisia scopiformis, 767 nucleotides long. RefSeq lists its product as uncharacterized. The coding region runs from base 212 to 709 and encodes 165 amino acids. The record is from RefSeq and is a predicted model, not a curated record. The transcript has a single exon. NCBI's taxonomy places the organism in Eukaryota, Fungi, Ascomycota, Leotiomycetes, Helotiales, Mollisiaceae.
CUCUUCUCUUUAAUGGACGUAUCAGAAAAUUCUGACAUGCAAGAUCCUUCAUCCAGCUAUGCGUUGGACAAAUAAGGACGAAGUUCGUCCUUGGCGGGUAUUUCUCAACCACUCGUCACCGCCAUCAAGGCAGGUUUCUCCUCGCUGGCGUUUGCGGUGAGUCGAUGAUUCAGCCAUCCUCUGCCACUGUUUCAGCUUCCGUCUAUGUCGUAUGUUGACUUGGACUCAUACCCGUCACAUCCUGUUGAUCCGAUGUCGCCGGUAUCUUCGGCUUCAACGAUGCGGGGGAAGUGGAAGCCAAGACCACCAUCGAAAACAGAAACACACACGCACAGAUCGACAUCGAUAUCAUGUCAAAAAGAGAACUACCACUGACUGUGACACCAGCGGAAAGGGGAAAGUAAACAUGCGAUACGAUCAUCCACUGAGAGUUCUGCCCACACCUCCAUUACCGGGAGUCGAGCGAGUGAAGGCUUUUCUCAAGUGCCGACGGCUUCGGAAAUGCAGGGUGACAUGUGCUGAGUUGUCGAAUCUUGAGUUGACGGACAGGGGGAAGAGGAGAAAAUACUGCUUUCCUGUCUCCUUCGCACACGAGACUGGAAUUCCUGGAUGCAAGAGUGGGAAUAAUGCAGAGCCGUGCCAGCAAAGAGUACAAGGCGUAACCCUACGGCGCAAAGACGCAACCUGCUUAUCUCUUCAUAUUAGAUAAGGAUCGACGACGCAACCUUAUCCUUAUUGUCGCGAAUGGAGACGAGAAGACGCUAUUC